UGGAGAAGACGUCUACUAUCUAGGCGCGGGGGUGUCUUUUGUUAAUUUAGUGAAAUAUUACUAGUAAAAGUGAAUGGACUGUAGUAGAAAAUAACGCAAAGGUUUCAUAGCUGUAUGUGAACCGUUCGUGAUAAAUUAUUUCGCAAAAUGUUGGCGAUAUUUCAAGAAAAACGGCCCCUGAAAAAGCCUCGGCUUGGGCCUCCCGAUGUCUACCCGCAAGAAGCGAAACAGAAGGAGGACGAAUUGACAUCGAUGAAUGUGAAGCAUGGAUUUGCAACAAUGCCGCAACUAUCUGAUGAGUUCGGCACGGCCCAUAACUCCAACAUUACUGCAGCCAGAGUCGGAGCAUUUUUCAACUCGAUACUUGCCAAGAAAGAAGAAUUGAUGACAUUACCAGACAGUGGCAGAAAAAAGCAACAAAUCAAUCCGAAAGACAACUUCUGGCCCGUUUCACCGCGUACGAAGGUGACUCUGGACGCAUGGUUCAAGGAUUUAGCAGGCAAUAAGCCAUUGCAGAGCCUUGCGAAGAAGGCACCGAGUUUUAACAAAAAGGAAGAAAUCUUCGUUAUGCUCUGUGAGAAUCAAGUGAGCAUGCAGCGCGCGGCCUGGUUCAUCAAACUGAGCUCGGCGUACACCGUGGCGGUGUCGGAAGCGAAAAUUAAAAAGAGGCAAAUGCCCGAUCCUGCAACGGAGUGGACGGGCACGUUAAUCAAAUUCAUGAAAGAUUUAAUUCCCAAACUCCAGGAGUACUAUCAUCACGGUCCAGCUCAAGAAAAAUCCUCAAAUCAGCCUGCAGCCGCUUCAGCCAAUUAUCCAUCGACGAUCCCUCCUCCAAUGACCAGCCCAGCAUCACUACACAGUCCAGCAAAUUCAUCGUGCGGAGGCUUUUCCGGGACGACCCCAACUAAUCAAGAUGACGCUAAAAAUGCUUUAAAGCAGUGGAAUUAUUGCACACAGUUGAGCAAAUAUAUGUAUGAGGAGACGCUUUUAGAUCGUCAGGAGUUCCUCUAUUGGAUUUUGGAAUUGUUGGACAAAACUCGAGCACAACCUGCAGAUGAUGGACUGUUAAAAUUAGUUUUACCUUUCACAUUACAGUACAUGCAAGAUUUCGUUCAAUCUGAACGACUUUCCAGAAAAUUGGCUUAUAUUGUUGCUAAAAAAUUGUCAAAUAUGAUUCAUGCUGCUGAAGGUCAAGCAUCUUCUAGCUCGUCAACGGCACAAAACUCAUCCCAGUUUGUAGAUAUUAAGACGGAACCCAACAAACUAGAUAAUAAAUCAGCUGUCGGAAUGCCAACAACUUUGGAGCAAUUAAUAGAGAAGGAUAAACGUGCGCGAAUUUCCACAGAUCCUUAUGACUCAAUUCUGACGGAAUAUAUGAGUUGUCCACAUCACCGGGACAUAAUUAUGCAGCUUAGCUCGAUUUUGCAAAUAAUAACAAUUGAAUGCCCAACAGCUUUAGUAUGGUGCUGGAUAGGUGAAGCCCGAUCGACUUCUUCCUUGGUUGGCAGUCCACUAGAUCAUUUACUUAUACCGCCAUCAGCCCUACCUUUGCCGAGCCGAAACAGCGUAGAAGUGAAUAAUGAAAUUCGACGACAAUUGCAACAAUCCGAAGAAAACAUUCGUAUUCGUUCUCAACAUGCUGAAAAUAGAUGGUGCGCUGAAAAGUGGCAAAAAGCAAAUACAAAUUCAUAUUCCAAAGUUUUAACGAUUCUAGAGGCCCUUGAUAACCAUUCAUUUGACAGAAUGGACUCGAGCAAUUCAAUGGAGACUUUGUAUGCAAAAAUAUUCACCCCAUUCAAUGUAGUAAAGCAGGAACCAACAACAAAUGGAGAAUCAAAAGAAAUGAAAAGCGAAUAUGAUUCUAAACAGGACGCCCCAACUGUAAAGAUACUGUGUGAAUGGGCAGUUUCCUGGCAAAGAUGGGGCGAGCACCGAGCUAUGGCUGUCGCCUGGCUGCUUGAUAAAAGACAAACUGAAGUGACAACAGCAGAUAAUGACUUGUACAACGCGAACAACACCGCUAACGGGGAUGAUAAAGAAUCAGUGAGCUCAGGAAUAGGACUUGUUGGUGGAGUUCCGGUUUUUCAACCGAUUCUUAUGGACUUCCUUGAUCAUGACGCGCCCAUUUUAGAAGAAAACAGUUCUCCUCAAAAUCGCGCCCAGUUCACUAAUCUAGUUCACCUAUUCAGCGAGCUUAUCCGACACGAUGUAUUCUCUCAUGACGCUUACUUACGCACCCUCAUUUCCAGAGGAGAUCUUCUAAUGGAAAGUUCAAUAAACAAGCAAUCCGGGUCGGGCAUUACAGAAACUGGGCCUGUGUCAAAUAAACCAUCGCCUCCCAACCAAGGAUUAGAUGAUGAUGCAUUUGGAACAGGGAUGGAGUUCAGACAAAAUAUGGAGGAAUUCGAUGAUUCAAACGUGGACGACGACUUGGAUAAAAUACUUCAGCAUAUCAAAGAGAAGGGACAGCAUAGUGGGAUGGAUGCCCCAGAUAGCCCCAAAGAUCCUGAUCAUGUCGGUCACAACUCGAUGGGAAAUACUGGGUCGAGUGAUCCUCCAAUCUCAAGACAUUACAUUUACACAAAACAUUUUCCUUUGUCGCAAGAUGACCCAUUGUCCCAGCAUGACUGUAACCAACGAUAUAUUCUUCUGUUUGGCGUUGGUAAAGAAAGAGAUGAAAAGAAACACGCCGUGAAAAAAAUGUCCAAGGAAAUUUGUAAAUUGUUUUCGAAAAAAUUCAGCAUUGACGUUGCGGAAGGCGGUAAAGUUAAGAAACAUUCACGGAGUGAAUUCAAUUUUGAGGCUACAACGAACAAAUGUCAAAAUAUGCCGUACUUCGAUCAACAUGUGGUCACUUGGCAAUGUGCUGUGCAAGUUCAGGAAAUGCUCAAUGCAUUUGCACUUGGCAACAGUAAUUAUCUACCAGUUCAAGAACACGUAGCUUUCUUGUUUGAUUUGAUGGAAAUGGCGUUAAAUAUUUAUGGACUGAAUGAUAUGUGUAUUCAAAUACUAAAAGAAUUGCCUGAGGUAGAAAACCAACUGAUGAUCAGAAAAUCGACGCUUGUGAAGAGCUAUACGACCACUCUCAGUCUUUAUAUAAUUGGCAUCCUAAGACGUUAUAACAGCUGCUUAUUAUUGUAUCCUGAUCAAGUGUCUUCCAUAUUCGAGGGCCUAUGCAGAGUUGUGAAACAUGUAGCAGACCCAACUGACUGUAGUUCCGCUGAACGAUGUAUUCUGGCAUAUUUGUCUGAACUUUAUUCUAAUUGCGCUGUUCUUAAGGUGACACAAACAGUGGAAACGUUCCAUGCGUUAUAUCCUAAGUUAAAAGAAGCUCUGAAUUUCUCAACAGAGCCGAAAUCUGUAGAUUAUACUUACGAUCCAGACUUUUUAGUAGAUAUGUUAAAUUCACCGAAGAGAGGUGGAAAGAUUGAACCUGCAUGGGGAAGACUUUUGAAGGAAUCUCCAAACAAUCGGUAUAGUUUCGUGUGUAAUGCAAUCGUUGCAGUGUGUAGAGAAACCGACAAUGAUCGCCUGAACGACAUAGCCAUAUCCUGUGCUGAAUUGACUGCCUGUUGCAACUCAUUAAGUGCCGAGUGGAUUGUUGCCCUAGCAGCACUAUGCGGUUCGAACAAAGAUCACUUCUAUCACGACCUAGUAGGUCAAAUAGAUAUCCAGAAUCUGAACAUACAUAACUCAUUGGCAGUAUUUACAUGUAUUCUAGUAGCCCGACACUGUAUGUGCUUGACUGAUUUUGUACUGAAAAUAGCUCUUCCAGCUUUGGGAAAUACAUAUGGCGGAAGAGAAAUCACGCCCGAUGUAGAAGCCGGUGCACGGCUAUCAUGCCAUGUUUUAUUGAAACUUUUUAAGACUAUCGAAAUACCACAGCCUGGACUUUAUUCAGUAAGUACAUCGCCAAAUCCUAUAACCGCAACAGGGCCUGGUUGUGGAAUCAAACUUAGUUGCGAUCGACAUCUGUUAGUUGCCGCACAUAAGAAUUUAAGAGUAGAAGCCGUGAUGACUGUUUUGAAAGGGAUUCUGGUUGUGCGAGAUACGACAGCGCAAAAGCCCUCGGUGACAUCAUUUGGCAACGGAAAGAGGAGCGGCUUAAAUACACCAGUUCACCCUGGAAGCACACCAAAAAAUAUGGAUCGGCCUGUUGACCUGAGUCACAUUUUGGGUACGAGCGACUUGAAUACUCUCAAUGAUAGGGACGACAUGAUGCUGGACCUACAACAACAUAACGUGGCCCAAAACGAACACAUUUCAUCCCUAUCGGAUUUUGCACAACAUGUGCUGAAGCAAAUUUGCUCGCAAGAGUGGGUUCUUGAACGAUGCCUCCAAACAGCCGAUACUUUGUGUGGAAUGUUAAUAGAUAAUAUGCUUACCUCAAAGCAAGUGCAAAAUCUAUUACAUAUGAUUUGCUACUCAGAAAAUGAGUACAAUAUUAUCGCCGAUCUGGAUCAAAAGUCGAUAAUUGUGCGCAUACUGGAAAAUUUGGAGCAAUGGUCUUUAAGAAUUUCAUAUUUAGAUCUACAAUUAAUGUAUAAGCAAACAGCGAAUAAUCAAACCGAGAGGUCGAAUUGGCUGGACAUGGUCGCUAGGGCUGCCAUAGAUGUAUUCCAAAUUGAUGAAGACGAUUCGAAAAAUGCUAAGCCGAAACCGUCCAUAUGGUUAGUAGCCCCUUUAGUAUCUCGACUGCCAAGCGCCGUUCAAGGUCGGAUUUUACGAGUUGCUGGUCAAGUUCUUGAAAGUACAAACUUCUUUACAAAGUCGAAGGAGAAUUCGGAUGAAAAGGAGAAGACCAACGGAAAUAACAAGAAGAAAGUUCCUCUGAAUAACCACCCAUUUUUGGGGCUAGUGCUGACUUGCCUGAAGGGUCAAGAUGAGCAAAAGGAAGGAUUGCUCACAUCGCUUUAUUCUCAACUGUCGCUGUUUCUGCAAUCAUUAAGUGAAUUUGAGAAUGUUGGCGGCAUUGAAGAUCCAAGAGGUCGAGAAGAGAUGUUAGAUGCCCUUCAACUGAGAUUCUCGCUUGUGGGCGGAAUGUUUGAAGCAAUACAAAAGAACGGAACAUCUACAACAGAUUGGGCGAUUUUACUAACACAACUAGUGUGCCAAGGAAUAAUUGAUUUAACUACAAAUUGUGAAUUGUUUACAACUGUGCUGGAUAUGUUAGCAACUUUAAUACAUUCCACGUUAAUAACUGACAGCCAGUCGGAACGCGAUGAAAAUAAGAAAUUAUAUAUAAAUCUCAUGAAGAAGCUGAAGAAGGAGAUUGGUGAUAAGAAUAACGCUUCUAUAAAAUUCAUUAGGCAGUUAUUGCAGUUAUCAAAACAAACGACUGAGGUUGUUUCGUGCGAGCCAAGUGGUGUUGACAAUAAAGGGAGUGGCUUUGAUGGUCUACGCAUCUCGGAUAAACAACGGGUAAGUGUUUGGGACAUUUUGGAAGGCCAUAAGAACCCAGCACCUUUAUCCUGGGCGUGGUUCGGUGCAGUCAAAUUGGAAAGAAAACCUUUAACUUACGAAGAAACCCAUCGCCUAUUGAAGUAUCAUACACACAGUUUAGUAAAGCCUACCAGUUAUUUCUACGAAUCAUUGCCACUACCCCCCGAAGACUUAGAACCUCUUCCUGAAAAACCUGUUAAAGAUGAUAUGAAAGCGGAUACCCCUUCAUCGGUUGAUCAAUCUCCGAGUGCUGUUGUUUCCGGUAGAGGAAGAGGAAAAGGGAAUCGUAAGCCCAGGAAAAAACCGGGUGCGGCAGUCCCAGCCGCGGCACCUGUCAAUUCGCAACAGCAACCACAAAUGCCUCAACAAAUACCAAAUAAUCAGAUGGGCCAAAUGCAGAUGAAUAUGCCCAUGAACACCAAUAUGCAACAGUAUCAACAAAAUAUGAUCCCAAACAACAACCAGUUGAUGGCACAGCAACAAAUGCAAAAUCAAGGCAAUGUACAGCAAGUGUUGAACUCGGUUGGGCAGGCACAAAACACACCGAUGAGCUUUGUGCCGGGUGCGCAACAAAUGAAUCAAGGCCAACAACCGUGGGGUGCUUAUGGACAAAUGCAACCACAACAACCAUAUUAUAAUCAACAAGGAAUGCAAAUUAAUCGAUUCGAUAGACCACCGUUGAACACCUCGAAACAAGCUUUAUCAAACAUGUUACGCCAACGGCAUCCGAUAAUGACCGGUGGCCAGAAUAAUAAUCCAGCAUUCAAUAUCCAACAACAACAGCAGCAAAGGCAGCAGCAACAACAACAAUACAUGCGUAAUCCACUUCGCGGCAUAAAUCCUGCCCAGAUGUCCGGUGGGCAGUCUAACAUGGGCAAUCUGAACCAGGCUUUAGGCCAAAUAAAUCAAACAGGUCUCAAUCAAGGAUUAAACUCGAACCAGAUGAUGAACCAGCAACCUCAGUUACAACAAGCUGCCUUGAACCAAAACCCUCAAGGCAACCAAUCGUUGAUGGGCCAAACAGCCGGAAUGAUGAAUAAUACUUCGAAUGCUGGCAUGAUGGGACAACCUAACCCGGGAAUAGUUCAAAAUGUAAUGGGUCAAGCAGGAGGCUUGCUGCAACAACAAGCCGUUGGCAUGGGAAAUCAAGGUCCUCAAUUCCAAGGAAUGGGGCAAAAUUUCACGGGCUACAGUGGACAGACAAUUAAUCAAUUGACAUCACAACAAAACAUGAUUGGAUACAAUCAAAUGAAUCCUCAAAGGAAUACACCAGCUGAAUUUCUCGCCCAGCAACGGGUCAUACAAGCUAAUCGUGGCCAGUAUAUGACUCAAACUCCCAAUGUUACAAUGAACAACAUGAUAGGCCAAGGAGCGGCACCGCCUUACCCACGGCAGCAGGCAAGUAGUGGAAAACCAGGUGUCACCCAGCAACAAUUCCAGCAACGAAUAAGACAGCAGCAAAUGAUGAUGCAAGGGAUGGGACAGCAAUCUGGAGGACAAGGAAUGGGACAACCUCAAAAUCAAGGAAUGGGUCAACAACAAACUCCCGCAUUAGUUGCACAACUGCAAAGGCAGAUGCCAAAUCAGGGCAUGAUGGGACAACAAUACCCUCACCAGCCUCAUCAACCUCCACCCUAUUGAAUGAGUCGUAGAAGAGUAAACCAAAACUGAUCUUGUGGAUAAUUAGUAUUAAAUAAAGAAUAGUCCGUA
Messenger RNA from Hermetia illucens (black soldier fly), 7152 nucleotides. It is a transcript of the gene kto, whose product is annotated as mediator of RNA polymerase II transcription subunit 12. Lineage: Eukaryota; Metazoa; Arthropoda; Insecta; Diptera; Stratiomyidae. The transcript is spliced from 9 exons. Gene Ontology annotation, biological process: regulation of transcription by RNA polymerase II. The record is from RefSeq and is a predicted model, not a curated record. Gene Ontology annotation, molecular function: transcription coactivator activity. Bases 148 to 7083 code for a protein of 2311 amino acids. Gene Ontology annotation, cellular component: mediator complex.